UUUGUGCAAUGGAAAGAUUCUUCAUGGAACCAUCGAUGCCAAAGAAGAAGCUUUAUUUUUAGUUGUUUGAGGACACGAGAAAAAAGACUUGACAAGUAUAAGAUUAAUUAGCUAAUUAGAAACUAAGUUUUAUGAUCAGAUAGCCUACCAGCAGACUCUUAUCCAGCUCAUGUAAUCUCAUAUGAUUUAAUAUAUGACUGGUUUUACAGUGUGUAGUAUAAUGCUGAGCACGUAGAACAAUAACCCCGCUGACCUGCAUGGAAAUAACUAACUACCCCUUAAAAGAGUGACUGUAAGCAGAAAAAAAAACCAGCUAGAUGAGUGUCCAAAGGUGACAAUGACAAGAAUCCAGCACAACACUUCAGACGCGCGCAGUGUUUCUGAGGGGAAUCGUCCGGCUGAAUCAUCAGAGCGUGGAAAAGUGCCAACUCAUGGUCGGCAACGUGAGACAGGUGAUGAGCAGUGAGACGAUCGCACCUGCAACUCGCACACAAACACACACCUUCGCCCUCCUCAUCACCUCCGAGCUGAACGCAGCGUGAUCAUGGGGCGCUACAGCGGGAAAACAUGCCGCCUGAUUUUGAUGCUCGUCAUCACCGUCAUCUUCUUCGUGGCGGAGAUCGUGGCGGGUUACAUGGGCAACUCCAUCGCGCUGGUGUCAGACUCCUUCAACAUGCUUUCGGACAUCUUGUCGCUGUGCGUCGGGCUGACGGCGGCGCGGGUGGCGCGGCGCGCGGGGUCGGGGCGCUUCACGUACGGGAUGGGCCGCGCGGAGGUUGUGGGCGCGCUGGCCAACGCCGUGUUCCUGGCCGCGCUCUGCUUCUCCAUCUCCAUGGAGUCGCUGAAGAGGCUCGCGCAGCCGCAGGCCAUCGACGACCCUCCGCUGGUGCUGAUCGUGGGCUCGCUGGGUCUGGCGGUUAACGUGGUGGGUCUGCUGAUCUUCCAGGACUACAGCUGUCUGUGCGCGAAGCGGCAAAAGGAUGCGUCGGUGCCGCGCAAGGAUGAGGAGGAGGACGCGGCGGAGGAAGAAGCAGGCCUCCAGGACGAGAAGGCUGAGAAAGAAGGUCCUCCGCUGAACAUCAGAGGCGUUCUGCUCCAUGUGUUGAAUGACGCUCUGGGUUCGGUGGUGGUGGUGGUGGCGUCGGCUCUGUUUUACGUGUGGCCGCUGGCCCCCGAGAGCCCGUGUAACUGGCAGUGUUACGUGGACCCCAGUCUGACGCUCGUCAUGGUGGCCAUCAUCAUGUCAUCUGCCGUCCCGCUGGUCAAAGAAACAGCCGGAAUCCUGCUGCAGAUGAGUCCCGUCGACCUGCCGCUGAGCGCCGUCCUGGAGAGCGUCUGUAAAGUCCCCGGCGUGUUGAGCGUGCACGAGGCUCACGUAUGGGAACUGGCUAAAGGACGGAACGUGGCGUCGUUGCAUGUCAGAGUGUCUCCUGACCUGCACGAUCAGUGUUGGGCGGCGGGAACAUCCGGUCUUCAUGCACAGAUCCUGCAGGUGUUCCACCGGGCCGGGGUUCACAGCGUCACGGUUCAGCUGGAGCGCGGCGAGGGCGAGCAGGACGCCGGCCGCUGCAGCGCCCCCUGUGUGUCUCCCGCCUGCAUGAAGCUCUCCUGUUGUCCUGGUGGCGCGUCCUCAGUGUCUGUGUGUAAUGGAAACCCCUCCUCGCCCUCCGGGGACGUGGCUGUUGACAUGCUGCACGGUGGAACCGCCCUGCUGAGAGAGAAAGACAGCCAGAACGAACCAGAAAAAUACAAAGAAAGCACCAAGUUUUAAAGCUGUAGGGCUGUUUCUGCAGAAGCGCAGCAGAUUUUUGUCCUGGACUAAAAACCCAAAGUCUUUUAGUCUGAGUCCGAAUCCCAGCUGGUUCUGAGAAACAGUCCCGUGAUAUUCUGUCGAACAUAAAAGACCGUGUUAAUUCCUCCGCACGUCUGUGCCUCGCUGCCCUUUAAGGCCUUCUUUAAGACUCCUGAUGAUUUGUGGUGAUUUUUCUUGGUUUGAGACGUGAAACACAACAUGCUGUUCAACACAGUGCCUGACAGAAACUUCUGCUGCAUCAUCAACUCAAUUAAUCAGCUGCUUAUUUAUUGUUUUGCACAAAUUCAACGGGGUGAAUGAGUGAAUCUCAUUCGACACGUCCAGCUCAUAUUUCAGCCCAAAAUAAAAAGGUUUGUUUUGCUUAACGACAAUCAAGCCAAAUUCUCAUGACUGUAAAAUGGAAAAUGUUAAUAAAUUGUGAAGUAUAUAUAGUGAUAGUAUUUGCCUUAGUGCCUCUAAUGCUUAUUUAAAUGAAACAAAUAAUCAUUUGUAUUUCGGUAAAAUUGAAUUAUUAUAAAUCUAGACACAUUGCAGUUCAAUUUCCAGGAAAAUGUGCUUCGUUGUCAUAAUGCAACAAAUAUCCUUAUAUAUAAUUUUUGUUUGUUUGUUUCAUUUCUGUUGAUUUUGGGGUGAAGUUAGACCUGGACAUGGUUUCAUGAGAUUCACAACAAUAUUAGCAUAUUCCUUAUUAUUUAUAGUUUCUUUUGCUCUUAAUAAUCUUCAUACCUGUUUGGUAAUUCAGGGAAACAAAUAGAAUUAAUUGAUUUUCAGUUCAUAGUGUUUUGUGUGUGUGUGUGUGUGUGUGUGUGUGUGAGAGAGAGAGAGAGAGAGAGAGAGACGAUCAAAUGUACUUAAACGAUAUACUGGUUAAAUUAAGAUUUAGCCUUUAUAAUUAAACAGAUUUAAAUGGA
Messenger RNA from Megalobrama amblycephala (Wuchang bream), 2724 nucleotides. It is a transcript of the gene slc30a10, whose product is annotated as solute carrier family 30 member 10. Lineage: Eukaryota; Metazoa; Chordata; Actinopteri; Cypriniformes; Xenocyprididae. The transcript is spliced from 4 exons. The coding region runs from base 545 to 1771 and encodes 408 amino acids. Gene Ontology annotation, biological process: manganese ion transport; detoxification of zinc ion; zinc ion transmembrane transport. Gene Ontology annotation, molecular function: zinc ion transmembrane transporter activity. Gene Ontology annotation, cellular component: membrane. The record is from RefSeq and is a predicted model, not a curated record.